Messenger RNA from Macrosteles quadrilineatus (aster leafhopper), 291 nucleotides. RefSeq lists its product as uncharacterized. The coding region runs from base 1 to 291 and encodes 96 amino acids. Lineage: Eukaryota; Metazoa; Arthropoda; Insecta; Hemiptera; Cicadellidae. The record is from RefSeq and is a predicted model, not a curated record. The transcript is spliced from 2 exons.
AUGAAAGCAGUGGUAGUGUUGUGCGCAGCCGUGACGCUAGUUUCGGCGCAGGACUUCGCGCCGUUUCUGCAAAAUCCAGCGUUCGUCAGAAGACAGCUUGCUUGUGUUGCUGGGACCGGAUCCUGCGACGGCAUAGGACGCUUCUUGACAAGGGCUGCGGCUGAGGUGUUGAGUCGUAACUGCGCCAACUGCACGCCGGAACAGCGCUCCAACGCCAACAGACUGCUCACCUUCAUACGUAACAACUACCCUACAGAAUACGGCCAGAUAUACAACCGUUUUAGAGGAUGA